CGGGCGCGUAGCGCCAGUGCAGCCAACAGUAGCAUGCACGAGACAAUGUGGAUGCGGCGUAGCAGCCGCGUGUCAGGCCUCAUCUGCAACAACGUUUGAAAAUAUGGUGAUGGACAUGCACCGGUCCCGGUACCAUGAUGACUUUAUCCAGCUGCGGUGCCUUGGCAAGGGUGGAUUCGGCAAGGUGUAUGAGGUGCGCAAUAAGCUUGAUGGGCGUCGCUAUGCGGUGAAGCAGAUCCGGAUCAAAGGCGAGAUCACAGCAGAGAAGACGCUGCGGGAGAUCAAGACAUUGGCGAACUUGGACCACCCGAAUAUCGUCAGAUACUAUAGCAGCUGGAUUGAGGUCACCAAGAUCCGGCGCAAGGGGUCCAGCCAAAAGUCGUCGUUUGGGAACCACCGGCUAGCUCACUCGACAUCGCCGCUGGCGGCUAUGUAUGGCAUGCCAUUCGGUGCCCACGCUGCGAUGAGCGGAGGGCUUGACCGAUCUGCUACGCCAGACAGUCAGCGGCGCCAUCAGGAGCUGACUGUAUCUUCAAACGAAUCAGAAUCGGAUUCAGAGCUUGCUUCUGGCACGCAUAUGCAGCCUUUGCGCAAUCCGUUUGGCCGCCGGCGUGGCUCGGUUCUGCCAGCAGCCAAUGGCAGAGCGGUCGGAUUGAACACAGCGUCGGAGCCGGUCACUGCUUACUGCAAUCAGCGGCAUGGGCUUUUCUGGCGACAAGUUUUACACUGGCGAGGAGGCAGUGAUGCUUGAGGUGAGCCUUGGCCACACCAAUGGCAAGGACUACGUGGCAGCAGGAGGCAGAUGAAGAUUGUGUUUGAGCGGUCAGGCGGCAAAGAUAUAUGUAUUGCAGCGGUGGCCUGAUGAUACAGUGGAGAUCGAGGGAAUUGAUGACGUGUCAUGCGACAGUGUGCUAGUUGCCAAUGUGCUUGAGGACCACAGCAGCGACUCGAGCAACAGCAGC
This is a messenger RNA of Linderina pennispora, 962 nucleotides long. Its product is annotated as kinase-like protein. Gene Ontology annotation, biological process: protein phosphorylation. Gene Ontology annotation, molecular function: ATP binding; protein kinase activity. The record is from RefSeq and is a predicted model, not a curated record. The transcript has a single exon. Lineage: Eukaryota; Fungi; Kickxellomycota; Kickxellomycetes; Kickxellales; Kickxellaceae. Bases 104 to 751 code for a protein of 215 amino acids.